AUGGCCAAACUUGGUCCAGUAUUCCUCAUAGCAACAGCGGCUAUUAUUCUGCUUUUAUUUGGAGUACUCUGUUAUCUCAUGAGGACUGUUAAUCCGAAACCGAUUCCAGAAAACGCCAGGAGAUACAGCUCACAAAUCAUACCAUUUACGGAAGAACUGCGGCAGAAUGGUAAUUUAGAAUAUGGUUUAGAAAAGCUUCCAGAAAAUGUUACUGUACAUGUUAAACCUUCCACCGAGAGUAAUAUCCAACCCUUUUCGUCUGAUAAUGCUGUCGUUGUCGUACCUUUAGGGUCAAACAUUACGAAUAACUCUCAUGUCAAAGAUAAUAUAACAUCAGAAAAUGAAACAACUGACAUGGAUUCUCUUCUUUCAAACAUAAAGGGACAAAGAAGAUCAAUUAAAUACGACGACGAAUAUUUUAAUUUAAUCAAAAUCCCUAGUUCGUUAAUUUUAAACCUCAGAGAUUAUGCUGGACCAAAAAUUAUUAUAAAUUUGAGCCCUGAAAACAGUAAUAAAAGAGGAAGAAAAAGAAGUUCCAGUAAGGAAAAGGGUUACAACAAAACUGUCAUUGUUCUAGAAGUCAAUGAAUCUAUUCUUCUAAAUCUAAUGGGGAAUACAGUAGAUGUGAAUACUUUUGAUGAAGAGGAACCAAAUAUUAUAAAUAACGAGUUAUCAUUUGAAAAUAUGACCUUCAAUCAUCUAACGGAAAAUCUAAUCAAUGAUUUAAUUAAUACUACAACAAUUCCAGAUACAAUCGUUAAUAGUGAUGCAAGUUCAUUCAAUACGACUAUGUUUUCUAAAGACCUAUCUGAAACCACUGAUUUUAUUGAAAACGAUCCUACCUUCACGUCCACUGAGAAAAUUACUUUUAAUGAUACAACAGACCCUAUAUCAAGUACUUUGGAGUUAGAUAAAACAACUACUGGUUUGAAUGAUCUUGUUGUUGACUUACUGAUGCAAGGAGAAACGUUAAAAGAUAGUCCACCGCCUAGUAAAAAUAUGUAUGAUAAUGCUUAUGUCACUUUAUAUAAUUAA
Pieris macdunnoughi is the source of this 1035-nucleotide messenger RNA. NCBI's taxonomy places the organism in Eukaryota, Metazoa, Arthropoda, Insecta, Lepidoptera, Pieridae. The record is from the annotation of a GenBank genome assembly.